AUGGCAGAGCAAAACGUUGGUGCCCUUGUUUCUCUCUCGCCUCCCGAACCGGGCGACAACGUCUGGGAGGCCAAACAGAUCGAGCUUCACCGCAACCUACCCCCCGGUGAUGAUCAGGGACGCUAUUCAAUCGAUUGGAGCUUUGGUCCCAUCAAGAUUAGCGGCUACGUAGAUACCAACACUUUCGAAGUCGGUCUGACCAUCACUGUCACCGGCAUUGACCUCGGCAACAUUUUUGGCAACCCACGAGGUCUGGGUUCAUCUGGAUGUCAAGAUAAUCUUCGACGGCAGCUACCAGGGAGAUUACAAGAUAAUCACUAUCUGAGUAACGGCCUCUGCAUUGGCAGAUCCUGA
This is a messenger RNA of Colletotrichum tamarilloi, 354 nucleotides long. RefSeq lists its product as uncharacterized. The coding region runs from base 1 to 354 and encodes 117 amino acids. The record is from RefSeq and is a predicted model, not a curated record. The transcript is spliced from 3 exons. NCBI's taxonomy places the organism in Eukaryota, Fungi, Ascomycota, Sordariomycetes, Glomerellales, Glomerellaceae.